UUCGUGCUGCACGGCCCACGCGUCGUAUGAGCGAUAUCACCUGGUCUUCUAAGACUGUUUUAUUGGAUUUUGGCGCAAGAAGGCAAAAAAGCCGGCUAAAGUUUCCCUCGUGGGUGUGUGUGCGUGUGUUGCCGGAAAUACUUUGAGCAAUCGGAACGACAAAAGGCGAAAAAAAGAUAGAAACCAAAACAAAAGUCUAAGCAAAUUAACUUGGCCCAUUCGUUGUAUUGCGAGCAUUGUUCUAGUGGUUAUAUUAUGUUUGGGGUUUUUUGCCCAGCCCUCCUGCCAGCACGAAAGUAGGUUAAUUGACGUGUGUUGUGGGCGUAUCUACAAGGAAAAUAAUAAAAAAAAAUCGUACCUACGAGUAGAAAAACAAAUACACGAGCAGCCAGUGAAGUGGUCAAUUGCCACUGCCAGGGGCCUAGGAACCCCCUCGAUAAAUCAAAAGUGUGGGCAGAAAGUGCGGCUAAUUUAAGGUCACUCGGGGAGGAGCCGAAUCCUUGGAGCGGGAGCAGCCAAUGCAACCUGCACAGACAUCAUUAGACGUGAAUAGCAACCACACAAAAUGCUGAUACUGCUGCCGCUGCUUGGAAUUUUUGGUAAUGGUUUCGUUGCUGAAGUCGAGGCAAAUCUAAGUCUGGGCUUUAAGGCCAUCAAAUUGCCCAGGCAUCCGAAUCCGGCCAAUUGCAGUGUGGGCAACACAACAUUCGCACAUGGAGUCACAUUCAAAUUGGAUUGUAAAACGCAAUGCGUUUGCGAGAAUGGCCGCCACGCCUGCUCCACGCUCUGCCCCAACGAGCAGCUCCCGGCGCCGGAGGACACGAUUUCCUGCCGAUCGCCGCGCCUCGUCGAAGUUCCCGGCCACUGUUGCAAGAUGUGGCUCUGUGAGAAUCCAACAGCUGAUGUUUACGCCACCUGCCACAACAGCACCACCAGCGGCAAUUGGACGGCCUGCAGCAGGAGCUGCGGCCUUGGCACCGCCACGCGGCACACCACCACCCACGCGGGCUGCCAUCAACUGAGCAAUUUGCGGCUCUGCGAGAAUCGCAGGUGCGACAAGGACGACCACGAGGACAAUAAGUGGAGCAGGAGCCGCCCGUUGACGCACAAGCGGAAGGAGCAUCGCGCCCACAGCCACUCCCAUCAGCAUUAUCAUCACCACAAGGAGCACGAGGAGCCGGCCCACAGGAUACGAAAGGGCCACGAGUGUCGGAGCAUCCAGCGCCUAGGUCCUGCCAGGAUACGACUGGGCGAGUGCGUCUCCCGAAAGCUGUAUCGACCGAAGCUCUGUGGCCGUUGCCAUCGCGGGGUCAAGUGCUGUGCCCCGGCGGUAUCCACUACGAUACAGGUUGAGUUGCUGUGUCCUUUAAAUGCUGUCGAUCCAAUUAACUACGUACAGCGACGUCAACCGAAGAAAAAAAGGCAGAUGAAGGAUGAUGAAGAUGAUGAUGAUGGUGAUGGGGGCGAUGAUGUGGAGCAUGAGCCGGUGCUGCAAAGUGCACAGUUAUGGGACACGGUCGCCUUGGAGCCAAUCGAUCAGGAAUUCCUGCAAUCACAUCAGAUACAAAUCGAGAAUAAAUUCAUUGCCGUCGAAUGGAUACUGAAAUGUGAAUGCAGCACGAAGAAUUGCAACGCGGGCAGCAGCAACAUCAGUGGCAACAGCAACGACAAUAUGGCUAACACGAAUAAAUAUGGUUAUUACAAUUACAAAAACAAUAACCGAGGCCGGAACCACGAAACUAAUGGCGAACCAAAUGAGCCGACCAACAACAAUGCUGGCAACAACAAGGACAACGAAGAGGAUGUGGUCGACAGCGGCAACAACCUCGACCACAACGAUGUGGACAACAUGUCCUCGGAACAGCAGCCGGAUAUUAUACCCUAUCCGCCAAGUGUGGGCGAAUCCAGUUGGAAGGCCGAAAAGCUGCGCCAGCAACACCACUGGCAGCAAAACACAUAGCGUAAACGUUUCCCACGCAAACUAUAAGAUAGAAUUCGAUCGGCCGAGGGCAAGGAUAUAAGGCAGUUGCGUAGCGGAGAGUAUAGUUUAAGAUUUGUACAGCAUAGCGAUACUUAGGGCCCCAUGGAUGGUUAGGACUGUGUAAAGGGAAGUGGGAGAGGCGAUGCAAGUUAUACUUAGGAUUUGAACAUAUCGAGGCAGUAAGUUUAGGUAUGUGAACGAUAGGGUUAGUACUAAACCAAGGGCAAACAACAAACACAGGCCGGAAAUUAAAAAUAUUUUUGCAAGCAUCUAUACACACAGAAAAAAAGCGCGACAAAAAGAGAAUAGAAAUGAAGUGAAAAUGGAACAUUUUCAGAAGAUCAUUAGAAUGGAAUGCUGCCCAAUAAUGACGUAUAUGGUAAUAAUAAUUUUAAUAAUAUAGAUGUAAAAGGCUUAAGCAACUCUAAACCAAACGAGCAAAUGCGAGAUCCGUGUGCAUUCAAGUUAUAUCUGUGCUAUAUACUCACUUGUAUUCCGAUCUACACGUACGCCUAAGACUCUGCUUGAACAAAGAAUUUAGCUGGAUGUAAAUGGACAGAGCCAGGAUGAUCGCCAACUACGAGGAUCCUGGUCAUAGUUUCGUUAUCCCCCAACCACACAUAUCCCCGAAAAUAUCCCGAAUCGAGUUCUCUGAUUUAGGUCAUGUGACGAGCGAGGCUUAGCCAUCACCCAUAUCAAAUGUAUCGAUGUAAGUCAACUCUUAGCUAGCGUCAGAGUUAUCCGUGUGCCGGCGAAAUUCAAAAUAAAUUAAAUGCGAAAA
Molecule: messenger RNA, 2762 nt
Organism: Drosophila mauritiana
Lineage: Eukaryota; Metazoa; Arthropoda; Insecta; Diptera; Drosophilidae
Gene: Ccn
Product: basic-leucine zipper transcription factor A
Exons: 10
Coding region: 566-1960 (464 amino acids)
Biological process (GO): cell adhesion; signal transduction
Cellular component (GO): extracellular matrix
Molecular function (GO): integrin binding; heparin binding
Source: RefSeq, a predicted model, not a curated record